Ostertagia ostertagi is the source of this 1515-nucleotide messenger RNA. The record is from the annotation of a GenBank genome assembly. NCBI's taxonomy places the organism in Eukaryota, Metazoa, Nematoda, Chromadorea, Rhabditida, Trichostrongylidae.
AUGUCAGUACAUCCGCUAUUUCAGAGAACUAUGCUGCAUCUUUACCUUCUGCUAGUUCUGCUGCAAACGACAUCGGGGUUCAUCGUAUUGCCGUAUAUUCAGAUCGACUAUGCGCACUAUUUCCGGUUGGCACAAUGCCAAGCCAAAUGCACGGAAAAGUACGGUGUGUUGUCCACUCGAGUUCUCCUUGAUGGAUCAGCUGAAGAGUUCCUGGACACUCGAAACCCAGAUUGUGAAGCGUGCGAAUCUGGAUGCCAUCAGCAUCGCCGGCUACGUGGACGCGGCCAGCAUGGACCUGCCAGUUCUCCACUUCAGAAUGGCCUAAGGUUCUGGGCCGAGAGCAGUGCCGACAGUGCGAAGGCCGGCUCGACUGUUAUGUCCUCAAUACAAAUGCUUUGUCAAAAUCCCAUAGUGGAUGAUGAAUAUGGAGAAACUGUUGAAGCGUUCGUCAGUAUUUCACUUCUUAGGCCAGCUGGCCCUACAAGAUAUGUCGUCCAGUGGAGACAGCGAAACCAAGCCAUUGGUAACAGGGAUGAGACGCAGUGGAUCACGGCUUCGGUUGAACCCGAUACCUUCAUCAAGGUGAAAGGACUGGUUCCUGGUGUGCAGUAUCGCUUCAUGGUGACUGCUGUGGGGCCAACUGGCCGUCUAGGCGAGACCAUCUCUAGCCCUUGGACGGAGAUUGCAAGUACUACGUUAAAAGCACCAGCCGGACCGCUCACAUUGAAAAAUGGCUACAACUCCGAUCGCGGUGUUAUAGCCCAGCUCGAAUGGCCCCGAAGCGCACAGGACUCAUGCUACUACAAGCUUCAGCUCAGCAAUAGUUCAACUCAAAUCAGUCGUGACAUUGUAUUGGAUUCCUCUCCCUCAAUCCUUCUACCUCAUCUCGAAUUCGACGUUGACUACACUAUCGCAAUAGCUGCCGUCUCUGCUGACAAACUCCAAACAAGCAAAGCGGUCACCACCAACUUCAAAUCGCUGCCAUGCAGAGACAUCCACGGUCGCGGAAGCCUUCAGUGCGCUCCUGAGCCAGUGUCCGAUUUGGCCAUCGUCGUCCGACCGAAUGGAACAGGUCUCAUCAGCUGGACACCCUCAGCUGAUUCACAAAACAUUCUCUUCUACCAGAUCAUCUACCAUGCGCUUUCGCGAAACAAUGGUUGCAGACUCAGGAAGGAAACCGUGAAUAUAAAAGCGGUAGAACGUGAAUUUCGCAGAAGUGACUUUUCCCGGUCAACAGUGCGAAUACGUGGUUCGAGUGAUCAACUACGACCUGAUCGGACGAGACGCAUCCUACAGAAGCCCGUGUUCUCAUCGAACCCUCGCUUCCCGUUCAUAACUUCGAAUUCGCUCUUCGUCCCGAAUAUCUUCACCAUAGCCGCAUGCCUCGUAGUUUCUGCCGUUCGGUCUUCUUCUUCUGUUUUGUCGUCGACGUCAGUGUCUCCAUCAAGUGUCAGAAAAACAACAGAAACUCACCGAAUACGUCUGAAUCAAGAAGACGUUAUCGGUCUUGCAUAG